Molecule: messenger RNA, 1718 nt
Organism: Neopsephotus bourkii (Bourke's parrot)
Lineage: Eukaryota; Metazoa; Chordata; Aves; Psittaciformes; Psittacidae
Gene: NME6
Product: NME/NM23 nucleoside diphosphate kinase 6
Exons: 5
Coding region: 29-568 (179 amino acids)
Biological process (GO): CTP biosynthetic process; GTP biosynthetic process; UTP biosynthetic process
Molecular function (GO): nucleoside diphosphate kinase activity
Source: RefSeq, a predicted model, not a curated record
CGCUGAUGUCACAGGCGCGCCGGGGGCCAUGGCGGCGGCGGGGCCCUGUGGGCGGCCGCUGCAGCUCACGCUGGCUCUGCUGAAGCCGGACGCCGUGGCCCACCCGCUGGUGCUGGAGGCCGUACACGAAACCAUUCUGAGCAACCGGUUCCUCAUAGUGCGCGCCAAGAAGCUGCGCUGCGGGCGGGAGGAGAGCCGCCGGUUUUACCGGGAGCACGCGGGGCGGUUCUUCUACCAGCGGCUGGUGGAGUUCAUGGCCAGUGGCCCCAUGUGGGCUUACAUCUUGGCCCAUGAGAAUGCUGUUCCGCUCUGGAGAUCCCUGAUGGGACCCACCAAAGUAUUCCGAGCCCGAAACAGCGUCCCAGACUCCAUUCGAGGAGCUUAUGGCCUCACUGACACGAGGAAUACCACUCAUGGAUCAGAUUCACCAGCAUCAGCCAGCAGAGAAAUUGCCUUUUUCUUCCCAGAGUUCAAUGAGCAGCUCUGGUACCAGCAGGAAGAGCCACGUCUGCGGCAAGGGCAGGUGUAUUACAAUGCAGAGGAGCGUGUCCACUGUGUUCAGGGAUGAAGAGACAAGAGUUGACCUGAGUUACCCCGGGGGUAUGGCUUGCUGAGCUGGGAGUAGCUGCUAGACACACUGUGUCAGCCUCAUAGCAAGACAUAGAGCCAUGGCAUGUUUUAAGGAGCGUGGGGGAGAGAAAGACCUAGUGCACAUCAUGUUGUGUGACCUGGAGUUAAUGUUGUUCAUGCAGCAUCCAGGCACUGGGGCAGUUUAGGCAAAAACUCAAGUAGCAGUACUCCAUCUGGAUGUAGAGAUCUAGCCAUGGAGUUCACUGGUCCCUGGUGUUUAUUUAGACAUAAGCGGUACAGGUGAGUCCAGCAACAGGGCACAUGAAAGGGGUUGCUAGUUCCAGUUAGGAUAUGGUUUGUUUUGCUGAUGGUAGUCCUCAGAGUCUUACUAUUUGCUCUGUUCCCAGAGUCCCGUAAGGAGAAAAGAGAGGGAAAAGAAUAUGAAAAAAGGCAUCAAUAAGCAGGGUAAUACUAACUCUCCUGUCCUUGCUUUCCUGAAUCCAAGCUGAAAAACAAGGUUCUCUCCAGUUUUGUACCAUAAUUCUGAUCUUGAGCUUCUGGUGGAGGGCACAGUUAGAAGCCAUUCCCAAGAGGAAAGCAGCGUAUCCCAUUGGGUUGACUUGGGCUGGGCUGACAAGUCUGCAGCACGAGUUCUAGGGGAAGAUGCAGAAAGGUGUGGAAUACUCCAGUGACUCUGAAGGAUCUUUUGUUUGUGCUUUUUAGAUUGCCUGGGGGAUGAGAUCUGCAGUUCUGAUGAGACUUGAUAGUGGCCAUUAAAGCUAUGGAUUUCUCAAGUCCAUAAUAAAAGGCCAGAGAAGCUGAUCUGAAUGCUGGUACACAGGGGCUGUAGAAUUUCUGCCGGGCAAUUUCUUUACAAGAGACUUCAUUGCCUAUACUCUUACUGGGCAUUAAAGUACUGAGUUCCAUGUCCUUUGUAAAUUAUAUGGACAAAGUCACUUUGUUAUGCAAUGAUUGAUACAGUUAUCAUAUCCUGGUGUGUGAGGACUUGGUUUUGAGGUACAGAGCAAGGUUCUGGUAUGCUUAUUUAUGUUUCCCUGUUUGGUGCAUUUUGAGCUCUCUUCUGUACCAGUUUUUAAUCCAUUUAAACUGCUCCAGAUUGCAGUUACAAUGCUGAUAUUUUUAAUUAA